This is a messenger RNA of Silurus meridionalis, 4326 nucleotides long. RefSeq names its product protein tyrosine phosphatase, non-receptor type 23, b (gene ptpn23b). The transcript is spliced from 20 exons. Gene Ontology annotation, biological process: protein transport to vacuole involved in ubiquitin-dependent protein catabolic process via the multivesicular body sorting pathway; endocytic recycling; early endosome to late endosome transport. NCBI's taxonomy places the organism in Eukaryota, Metazoa, Chordata, Actinopteri, Siluriformes, Siluridae. Gene Ontology annotation, cellular component: endosome. Gene Ontology annotation, molecular function: protein binding. The record is from RefSeq and is a predicted model, not a curated record. Bases 107 to 3298 code for a protein of 1063 amino acids.
AGGUGCAGUUUUCCGCUCGCAACAACUUUGUGAUUAGUUUGUGUGAUUAGUUUGUUUGUGUGUUGUUUUUGUGUGUUUGGGGUCGGUGUAAAGGGGGAGCCCAGAAAUGGAGGCAGUGCCCCGGAUGCCCAUGAUCUGGUUGGAGCUGAAAGAAGCAGGAGAGUUUCAGUUCAGCUCCAGAGUUUUCCAGUUUAUUAAGAGGAACUAUGGUGAAAAACCAGAGAACUUCAGUGAUGCUCUGGGGAAACUUGAGCAGCUUCGUAAGGCUGUGGUUAAUAUCCCGAGGGACUUUGAGGGCUGUAACACACUGAAAAAGUACCUUGGACAGCUGCACUUCCUGCAGAGUCGCGUCCCGAUGGCAUAUGGACAGGAAGCUGCUUCACCCGUCACAUGGUUUGACAUCUUUUCUGGAAAGCAAGUGACUCAUGAAGACAUUGGCUAUGAACAGGCCUGUGUCCUUUAUAACAUUGGUGCUUUACACUCUUAUCUGGGAUCCAUGGAUAACAGAGUUUCUGAAGAGGGGAUGAAGACAUCCUGUACACAUUUCCAGUCUGCUGCAGGAGCGUUCACACACAUUAGAGAUUAUUACAACUCCAACUACAGUCCUGAUCUGAUCCACCAUGCACUGUCCAUCAACAUUAACCUCAUGCUGGGUCAGGCUCAGGAGUGUCUUCUAGAAAAAACACUGCUGGACAACAAGAAGAGUUUAAUCACUGCACGCAUAUGUGCUCAGGUGAGCGAGUACUACAGGGAGUGUAUCCGAGUGUUGGAGAACUCAGACAGCUUGUCUGGGAAGAAGGAGUGGAGAAAACUGCUCUGUAUGAAGAUCAGCUACUUCAGUGCCAUUAAACACUUCCACAUGGGCAAACACUCUGAGGAGCAGCAGAAAUACGGUGAAGCUGUUGCGUACUUCCAGCUGUCUCUAAGCAGAUUAAACGACGCAAUUAAGCUUGGCAAGGGUCAACCAGAAUCCAUACAUGAAGCUCUGAAGUUCACCAUGGACAUCAUUGGUGGAAAAUUUAACUCUGCGAAGAAGGACAACGAUUUUAUCUACCAUGAACCGGUUCCUAAACUGGAGGCACUGGCUGUGGUGAAAGGUGCUCCUCUGGUAAAGCCGCUCCCUGUCAACCUGACCGACCCCAACACUACUGGUCCUGACCUCUUCUCCAGGCUGGUUCCUCUCGCAGCUCACGAGUCUUCAUCAGUCUACAGUGAAGAGAAGGCCAAACUGCUCCGUGAAGUGAUGGCCAAGAUUGAAGCGAAGAACCGGGUUUUAGAGAGUUUUAUGAACUCGUUGAACUGCGAUGCCGUGGAUCCGGAUGUGUUCAUCUCGGUUCCUUCUGUGUUGCUGGAGAAAUGUGCGGCGCUCAGUGUUCAGCCCGAUGCAGUGAAGAGAUUAGCGCAGGCCAUGCAGGCUUUUUCAAGCGUGUACACUGACGUGGGUUCUAAUCUGGAGGACGUGCGAAGUGCUCUGGAGGAAGCUGAGGCCAGGGAGAAGACUCCUGAACUAACAGAACUCCAGAAUGAGUUCAAGAAAUAUGAGGCAGUCCAUCAAGCUGCCAGCCAAAGCAACACCGAGCUCCACCAAGCUAUGAACCAGCACAUCCCAAACUUGCGUCUGCUGCAGGGACCACUGGAGGAACUGAGGAACAGCCUACCUCGGCCACAACUGAGUCAGGACACGUCGUCUUUGCAGACGAUGCAACGGAUUUGCGCAAAAGUCGAUGAGAUGCGCAAGCAAAGGGUUUUGCUUGAGAAGGAGCUUCGUGACCUCAUUAUGAAAGAUGACAUCACAGAUAUUCUAGUGACCACUGAACGUUCUGAGAGAAAGAUCUUGAUUGAGGAGCACAUGCAGAAAUACGGACCGUUGAAGGGAUACAUUGAUCAGAAUUUAGCAGCGCAGGAUAACAUUAUUAAAGCUUUGACAGAGGCUAAUGUUCUGUGCGCUGCCAUCCGCAAGACCCUCAAUGACACAAAACAACAAUGGAACAGCUCUGUGCAGUCUUUGGUGGCUUCGUAUGAAACAUAUGAGAACCUUGUGAAAAAGGCUGAGGAAGGUAAAAGCUUCUAUCAGGACUUGGAAAAAAAGACAACCAGCCUACUAGAGAAAGUUAAGGUCACAUCUAAGAGCAGAGAAGAAGACAGAACUGCUUUGUUAGAAAGGGGAAAAACAAAAGUAUCUCCUCCAACACCGGCUCCUCGAAAGACGUUGCUUGGCAAUAAAACACCAGGCCCUUCUGUUUCUUCCUGUAGCAAUGGACAGGAUUUACCCCAGGAAUUGCCCACCCUGUCCCCAAAUAUGACCUUAGCCAAAGGUCCACCUGUUGCUAACCCUGUUCCCCGUGGUCCAGCCCCUUUUACUUGGGCCCCAGGUGCAGCCUGUCUACCAUUUUUAAACCAUGGAAUGCCACAGUCGAUACCUACUACACAACUGCAUUAUGGCCAAGUUUUAGGCUCCCCGCACCCGAUGGUGCCUAUGGAGCCUCCUCCAGGUUAUACUGUACCUCAACAAUUCCAGCCUGGUCCACCAAGAGGCAUCACACCAGUUCCGCCACAGAUUAAUUUUCAAAAUGCUUCACAAACACCUCAUCAGGGCUUUAUCCCAGCACCUUUUCCUAUUGUUUCAGGAAAUUAUCCUGCUACAGGACCAGGUCAACACAUACAACCUAAUAUGCCUGAGUCAUCUUCUGCUCAAGUGACUCCAGAAACACAGUACCAAGGUUACCCUCCACUAUCUGGAUAUAAAAUAAGCACUCAAGGACCCAGGGUUGCUUUCUUUGGGCAAACUCAACCAUCCUCCCAUCCUGGACAGUUCCAGCCUCCAGUGCUCCCACAAGGACAGUCUCAGCCAGUUCCAUCUGCUGCAUACUGGCCAGUUCCUGUCUCUCAGGGAAUUGCACUCUCAGAGGGUAAUAUGUAUUUUCAGGGUGGAAUACCUUCUAGCCAAGGCCUUCCAGCCCAAAACCUGUGUGAGCAACCCACUACUCCGUCCAAUCCACUGUUUCCAACAGGAAAUCUCUUUCAGAACCAACAUAUUCCACCUCCAAAUAACCCAAUUACUGUUCCAGUGAUAGACAAUCCAAAUCCCCCUGUACUUGGUGGUAUUCUCACACCUUCCCCAGCUCACACCUUCUCCUCUAAUCAAACCACGAAGCCUCCAUCGGCUGAGAAUUUACUCACUCUCACAGAGCAUAAAGAGGAAGCCCAGCAGAUCAAUCCAUCUCAUGGAGCUGUGAAUCCUGAUCUUAUUCAGGAGAAGAUGGGCAAUCUCAGCAUCACUUCCCAAGGAGAAGUGUAAAUAAAAUAGCAUCAUAUAAUGUCAAGGCAUGAUCAGUCUCUUAACUGAUCAGAUUAGAAUAGUGAAAUAAAGUGGAAUACUACUGGGAAUAAGACCAUAAUCUGUACAUCUAGAACCGAUUACAGUAAGAUAACAGCUGGUGAAAAGCUAAGAGGUCCUCAGACAGACCUUCUGCACAUUAUAUAAAGUUCUAAUAUAUAUAUAUUAUAUUUACAUUAUACAAGAGAUAUAAUCAUUAUUAACUGUAUAACAUGCAAGAAUUAAUACACUACACUCUUCCUUAUGAUAUCCUUAUGCAGAACUCUAAAUAAUACAUUGGGAUGAAAUGUUCUGAAACUAAGUUUACUUUCUGAUGAUCUUUAAAUAUCACAUUGAACACUUGCGGGAGAGUUUAGUUUCUGUGCUGUGAUAAAAUGAUCUCUUAUUCCUGAGUUUAUAGAAUGACUCUGAUCAGCCAUAACAUUAAAACUCUGUCUAAUACAUAGAAGCUGUGGGUGGUGUUCAGGAGUUAGCAUGGGCUCUCUGACUGCUCUGCAUCAAUUCUUUUUAUUUUUUUUUUAGCAUUUUGUUCUACAGUAGCUCCACUGUACGAUCGGACCAGACAAGCCUUCAGUCCUUGUAUGCAUUAAUAAGCCAUUUGACCCAUGUUCUCCUUACUUGGAGCACUUUUUUUUUUUUUUAUACUCAUCCUUGCACUUCAGGAUAAACCCCACAACACUACUGUUCUGAAGAUGCUCUGCCCCAGACAUCAAAAUUUUUUUGUCGAAGUCACUCAUUCUUAUAGUCGCCCAUUUUUUCCUGCUUCCCGCAACUCAACUAACCGACACUUUAACGAGAUAGAGAUAUUCAGUGGUUUUUAUGUUCUGGCUGAUUCCUGAUAAUUGUUUGUGGUGCAGAAAUGAAGCUGGUGUGGGUUUAUUCAGCAUUAAUAAGGAAACACAGUCUAAAUGUUCCUGUCUCUUUAUUUUCUCUCCAUUUUUUUUUUUUGUUCGUGGGUUUUGUUUUCUAAUAAAGUUUGACGGUGUUUA